AUGUCCCCGUUCCGCAACCUCUUUCCCAAGCGCCCCGCGGUGACCAUUGAGCCAACCAGCGAUGAAAACCCCUCGUUGCAGACCGCAGCGGGCAAUUCCCAAGCCACACCGCAACAAUCCUCAUUGAGUCUAAGUCGCGGCAGAGAGGAACCCAAUGAAUACAAAAUGAGCGUUGUCAAUGAUAGCGGGGUCUAUCUUCCGCCUUCUCCAACAGAGAAAAAGAGCUUCUGGCAAAGGUCUCCUUCCCAAAACAAUAUGAGAAACCUCGUGAAUGAAAAUGAACCCUUCUCAAUAUCUAGAGAGUCCUUCGACUCUUAUCGCCGCUCAUUUGACAUCUCCGCCCACUCCACCAUCAGUCCACCCAACACGAGCACCUCCCGCACCUCUCUCGACUCCCGCUUCUCCCGCCUAAACACGCCCCGCUCAACAAUCAACGGAAAUACUUUUGACCCGCCCCCAAGGGCGGCAGACGAAGAACCAGAGCAAUUUGUCGAUGUCGGUCUAAAUGAAGAGAACAAACCUAAAAAGAAGGGCUUUUUUGCUCGGUUGACGGACACAACCACUGCUAAUCAUACCAAUACGGCGGGAGAAGACGCUUCAUCGUCGCCUGCGCAUAAUAGCCGGCCAACUUCGUCAAAUCUGGGACUAGGCUUCCAUUUUCCAGGUAGGAAGUGGGAGCAGAAUGCUGGUGCUGCCGCUAAUGCUGGUGAAAUUCAGGCGGCGGAACUGGGGAAUAUAAAUAUUCCUAUUUCCGCUGAUGUGAAAUGA
Messenger RNA from Paracoccidioides lutzii Pb01, 768 nucleotides. RefSeq lists its product as hypothetical. The record is from RefSeq and is a predicted model, not a curated record. The coding region runs from base 1 to 768 and encodes 255 amino acids. The transcript is spliced from 4 exons.